AUGGCAUCCUUUCCAUCUCCUCUCGAACGAACUGUAGCUUCAGCUCUUCUCCUUCUCUCCACUCCACCUUCAAAGUUGAUCAGUUGUUGUGACGGCAAGAGGACAGGAAAACCAAGCAUGAGCGAAGAGAGGUUGAGCUUGAUGUUGUCGACUGAAUCCAAAUCCUGCACUUCCUCUCUCACCAAUGAUCAGUUGUCAUCUCGAAAGCAAAAGCUAAGAAUCAUCGCUGCUGUGGCUCGCUGCCAAGAAAUCAAGCUCAAGGUGGUGAAGAAGAGGCGCUCGAAGAUCUAUCGGAGCUCCAAUAACCGGAAAAUCUCAUCCAUCAAGUCAUUAAUUUCAUCCAAUAUAGCCACGGUUGAGAAGUCGUGCUUGUCGAGCAGCUCCAGCGGCAUCUCAUGCGCGCAAAGCAAACGUAAAACAACCAAAGCUGAGAAAAUGAAGGCAGCCAAGAAAAGCGAGAGGCGCAGCGGCAGCUCGACUCACAUGCGGUGCCGAGCCGAAGCCAUUUUGAAAUUGCUCUCUGGCGGUUGCUUCUCUGAGGUUAACAUUCGCCGAGUGCUAGGUGACAGCCCUGACACUAGCAAAGCCCUUCGAAUGUUGUUAAAGCAGGAAGAAGUGAAGAGAUCAGGAACAGGAGGGCCAAAAGACCCUUAUAUUUACACGAUAGCAUGA
This is a messenger RNA of Durio zibethinus, 672 nucleotides long. The record is from RefSeq and is a predicted model, not a curated record. Lineage: Eukaryota; Viridiplantae; Streptophyta; Magnoliopsida; Malvales; Malvaceae.